AUGACGAUUCUGACUCGCUUAUCUCGGCAGGGCGUCAUGCCUGUGCGCUUGCUCCAUGUGUCCAAGAUCAUGGCUUCGGAUGCCCCGUUCCAGCGUGUCGGCCCUGUCCCUUUGCCGAAAGAGGAACAGCAAGAAUUUGAGCGUCUCGUGCGCGAGAAACAAAAUGUCAUGCCAUUCACUACCAACAACGAGGAUGGUAAGCCACAAAACCUGCACCCCGACGCCCGCGUUGGACCAAGCACGGAAUUUGAUGGCGAUGUGAACCCUGACACUGGCGAAGUGGGCGGGCCCAAGACAGAUCCGCUUCGUUGGAAGUCUGAAUGGACGUAUGGUGGCCGUGCUACAGACUUUUAG
This is a messenger RNA of Malassezia restricta, 354 nucleotides long. RefSeq names its product protein FMP21. The transcript is spliced from 2 exons. Gene Ontology annotation, cellular component: mitochondrion. The record is from RefSeq and is a predicted model, not a curated record. Lineage: Eukaryota; Fungi; Basidiomycota; Malasseziomycetes; Malasseziales; Malasseziaceae. Gene Ontology annotation, biological process: mitochondrial respiratory chain complex II assembly. The coding region runs from base 1 to 354 and encodes 117 amino acids.